Molecule: messenger RNA, 2568 nt
Organism: Gamsiella multidivaricata
Lineage: Eukaryota; Fungi; Mortierellomycota; Mortierellomycetes; Mortierellales; Mortierellaceae
Exons: 5
Coding region: 1-2568 (855 amino acids)
Source: RefSeq, a predicted model, not a curated record
AUGGCCAUGGGAUAUCCAAUAAUCCACCUCCUUUCGACCCCUCCAACCCCGACAACGCCCUCGGCACCUGAUGCUCACUAUCCCGGCCAGCACCUGCCCCAGUCUCUGCCCCCGCAACAGUCCCUGCCCCAACCUCCGCGCCAGCCAAACGUAGCACGCUCCCUCGGCCAGUCCUCCGUCGCAUCCAUCACCCCUGCAUCCUCCUCCUCCAACAUCUCUUCCCACCAGCAGCCUGCUGAAGAUACCGACAAUGCUCCAGUCUCUUCGUCUCCUUCUGGUCUGGUCACACAAGGAAAUGUGCCUUCUCCACGACGCGUCCGGAAACAUGUCCCUGUGCCGCUCCAGCCCACCACAGGACACCCAAACAUCCUUCCACCCUCUGAGCCGCGGACACCACGCCAGAGAUCGGAUUCGACUUCGGCGAGCGAACAUGGCAACGCUGGGGUCACUUCUGGGCACGUCAGACAUCACACUAGAUCACACACAGGAGGAUCGACCCACCGCUCAACAGGAGACCUCGUCCACGCGGCAGAGCAGCUCCAGCUGCAUGCUCAGCAGCGCAUCCCAGGCGUGUCCAAGGUCAGGAGUCGGGACCAUCUCGGAGUUCCAAUCCAUUCGGCCCCAACGGCGCCUCUCCCACCGACACCGACUACCCUCGGCCCUCCCCCGUCUACGCCCCCACCGGUACCUAUUCCCCAGCCAGGGCAUGGUUCCAUGACUUCGACCCCAACGCAUUCGAACCCACCGACACCCAACAUGAGCGGCAACCACACCUUCAUGGGCUCACUGCCGUCAUCGCCACCACCAAGGACGCCCUUACCACCUGCGCCUUCGAGCUUUACUUCGCCUCCAGCCUCACCAGCGAAUGUUUCGCGGAGAAUAUCACCCUUGGUGCCUUCUUCCAUCUCUCUGCCAGGACAACAGGGUCAGGGACAACAGGGCCCUCAAAAGCCUACUUUACCACCCCCCGAAAGCUCACCUGAGGACGACGAGAAGGCGAACGGAGCAGCUCUCAACAAUUUCUAUGAUGAGGACCUCGUCUCGGACAAGUGGCUGCCCAAUUUGUCCUCGAAGGGAUUCCCGUCGUCAGAGGCCUCGCUGGACCAUUCACUUGAGGAUCCAUAUCCACGCGAGAGGAUUACUUCCAAAGGUUCUUAUACUGGAGGGCAAUUGGACCAGGUUCGACCAAAGACAACAGCGCAGGAUGGACAAAAGACGAGCGAAUCUGCGCAACAGCAACAGCUGCAGCAACAACAACAACUGCAGCAGCAACAGGCGGCUCAGCACCAGAGAUCAUUCUCACAAUCAUCAACUAUUUCUACCCAUCAGUCAAGCGCCUCUCAGUCGACAAAGUCACCGUUGGCUGCACCUUUGUACAGUUUUCAACAAGGAAACUCUUCUAUGAGCUCAUUACAUACGCUCGAUAACCCUUCAUGCAAGCGGAUCUCUGAUUCCGCUCGUUCGGUGAAGGAGUCGAGUCCACUGGCGCGGUCGUCCGGAGGAUCGGGAACGACCAAUGGCUCGGGAGCUACUGGAUCAUCCUCCCCGUUGUCAUCAUCACCAGCUCGACCAACGGUGCUCCAACAUCAGUACAGUAGCUCAAAGCUGAGCACCACCCUGUCGAACUCGAGCUCGGCCUCGCCGAUCAUGGACAAGGCAUGGAGCCCUAGUAUGAAUAGCAACGGCAACGGUCAAGGCCCUUCUGGAGGAACGACUCUGUAUGAUGUGAUCAUGGAUGAUCCGUUUGCAGGCAUGAACUUUCCCCUGCCUCCUCCUUUUAUGGAACCGCCACCUUCGGACCCUUACUUGCGUUGUUUCUGGCUGAUGCGCAAGCUGGAGCAGACGAUGACGACGGGAGGAUUCCUUACGAAGCGGAUGUAUGUGCCAAGGGCGAUUUGGUAUCAGUCACUGGUCCGCCUGCCAGCUGCGGACACGAAGAUGAGUGCUUGCCAGACCAUGUCGACGCUCCUCAACAAACUGUCGAAACAAUAUCAGAGCGGUGCGCUGACGCUCUUGGUCGAGGGCGGUCCGGAGGUGGAUGGGGAGCGGAUGGCGGUCCUCAAGGAGCUGGAGAGUCUGGAAACGGCAGCGCAUCAGGUGCAGUCGAAGCUGAGCAAGAAGCUGUCGUUCAUUCAUCGACCAGGCAAGAACGGCAACCUAACGAUCUCGACUAAUCAGGGCUAUAGCGAGGAUAUGCAGGGUCCUGUGACGGGCGGGAAUGCGAGCGUGUAUGGAACAUCGAGCGUGUACGGAGCAUCGAGCAUCUAUGGGAGCAACAACUAUGAGUGGAAUGGCGGUGAGGAGCCGCCGAUGCCGACUUCUUCAGACAAGUCCGGCAAGAAGGGCGGCGUAUCUGUAGGCGGGAGCAGUUCGGAUGCUGGUACCGGAGGACUGAAGAGCCAGUGGAAGAGUUUUUCCAAGACUGUGCAAAAGUCGAUUGGAAGCGAUAAAGUGUUACGUCGGCUGUGUGAUGUCCUCAAUCAGGUUAUCUGUGCCUUUGUGGUUCGUGAUUUGGGCGAACUCAUGGGCAAGUAUGUGAAGCGUGUCGGUGCCUGGGUUGCCGAUUAA